Molecule: messenger RNA, 1064 nt
Organism: Suillus fuscotomentosus
Lineage: Eukaryota; Fungi; Basidiomycota; Agaricomycetes; Boletales; Suillaceae
Exons: 3
Coding region: 111-1001 (296 amino acids)
Source: RefSeq, a predicted model, not a curated record
UUAGGGACCUGCGCACUCACCCGUCACAUCCCUACAGCCAACCUCCUCCCUCCCGUCCAUCUAGCUAGGCUAAUCCACCCAUUUCACGUCGGACACUACAAGCAUAAUGAAUGACGUGCGAUGGCUCUGUAUUCAAGCUCGAUACUGUGGCACCAGCUGACCGCAGUUGCUCUUUUCACUGGGUGACAGAUGCGUCACCAUCUCUGUUUCCGCUGAACAUCAGCUCAAGCCUGUCGUCCAACAGCCGUCGCUCUUUCUACCAGAUCACGGAUGCGCCUUCCUUCUCACAGUUCUUCUUUCUUUCUUAUCCAUCGUCCAACUCAUGCCACUCCUUCAUAUACCCAUUUCACCUUUCUCUUUCCUUCUCAGCUAUCGUUCAGCCUAUGUCACUCCUUCAUAUACCCUUUUCACCUUUCACUUUCUUUCUCAUCCACCGUUCAGCCUAUGUCACUCAUUAUAUACCCUUUUCACUUUCUUUCUCAUCCAUCGUCCAGCCUAUGUCACUCCUUCCUAUACCCUUUUCACCUUUCUCUUUCCUUCUCAUCGUCCAGCCUAUGUCGCUCCUUCAUCUACCCUUUCCACCUUUCUCUUUCCUUCUCCGCUUCAUAUACCCUCUUCAUCCUUCUUUCCCAAUUCUCUCUUCAUAUUUAUUGUUCGACCCACGUCACUCCUUCAUAUACCCUUUUCACCUUUUUCUUGGCCCUCCGACAUCUAUCCCUUCCUCAAUCCUCAAGUCCACCAGCCGCUCUUGCCCUCUACCUCCCCCUUUCGCGCACCAUGGUUCACUCGCAGCUCCAUGCCUAGUCUUUCGACAUCUUGCGUUUCUUCUCUGCCCCGGGGGCUUACACCUAUUCACACCGGAAAUGCCUAUGCCUCAUGACUUUACGACUUUACGACCUCAUGACCUUAUGACUUUACGACUUCAUGAUACCCCCCAUGCCACUUUUCCUUUAGUUUUUAUGCCACGCCACUAUUUCUAUGCCUUAUGCCCUAUGCCCUAAGCCCUAUGCCCCAUGCCUUAUGCCUUAUGCCACUUUUUCCUUUUGCCAUACUAUGCCCUGUCU